Molecule: messenger RNA, 4155 nt
Organism: Tetrahymena thermophila SB210
Lineage: Eukaryota; Ciliophora; Oligohymenophorea; Hymenostomatida; Tetrahymenidae
Product: ABC transporter family protein
Exons: 3
Biological process (GO): transmembrane transport
Cellular component (GO): membrane
Molecular function (GO): ATP binding; ABC-type transporter activity; ATP hydrolysis activity
Source: RefSeq, a predicted model, not a curated record
AUGAAAUUAGAUAAUAAAGCUAUGCAGUAGCCUGAUAUUGAAAAAUAGAUUAAGAGUUAAAGAAACUAAGAGGAAGCAAAAAUGACUGAAAGUCAAACAUACGAAAACUAGUAUGAUUGGAGGUAAGGUUAUAGCCUUGUUAGUAGAAUUUUAAUGAUGAAUCUGUUAAGCAUAUCAAUGAACAUUAAAAGAGUUCUUAAAAAAGGCUUAAACAUAAAUCUCGUAAACCUUUAGAAGUUGAAUGAAGAUGAGAAAUGUGAAACUACUUCUAAGAAAUUCCUUGAAAAUUUGGAGAAAUAUCAAUCUGAAAGACCUCUCAAACCUUACAUUGUCUUUAAAUCGCUUAUAUCUGUAUUCAAGCUUAAGUGCUUGACUGUAAUAUUCUUUUCAAUUCUUGAUGCAUCUUUUGAGAUUUUUAACUCUGUUGCGCUUAACUUUUGCAUUCAAAGUUUGGUAGAUAAUGAUAAAGGAAUGGCUUAUGGCUGGGCAGGUAUUAUGAUGGGUUCUAUGUUUAUUUCGAAUUUACUUAGAUGCUAUAGCUGGUCUUUGGGCUUCAAUAUGAAUUCUCAACUAAGAGCUGCAGUUAUAAACUCUAUCUAUUUAAAGAUCAGUAAGUUAAGCAAUUUCGCAGUAAGGUCCGCUAAUUUAGGAAAAGUUAUUAACCUAGUUUCAAGCGAUAUGAAUACAACUGAGUUGAAAUUUAUAUAUCUAUUUCAGAUGAUUAUUGGAGUUUACACUAUCACUAUUGCUUUGAUUGUUUUGGCAUUUAGACUUGGUCCUUUAGGUAUGUUGAGUAUUGCAUUUUUGAUCAUCAUUCUUCCUAUUCAAUCUUUGAUUGGAAAAGUAGCAUCUAGAUACACUUCGAAAAGAGUUUAGAAAAGUGACGAGAGGAUCAAAUUAAUUAAUGAAAUUAUUGAAGGCAUUAGAAUUAUCAAAAUUUAUGGAUGGGAAGAAGCAAUGAAGAACAUUAUUAACAAAAUAAGGUCUGAAGAAGUUUAGCUAAACAUAAAAGCCUAUUUUUUUUAGUUUGUUGAAAGAGCUAUGUCCUCCUCUGUUGUUUUAUUUAGUCUAAGUUUAACUUUUAUCAUAAUUUACUAUCAAGGAAGCUAUACUUUAAAUCUCGCUAAUAUCUUCUCAACCAUAUAGACUCUUUCCUAUUUGAAAAUCAAUGUGGUUUAAUUUUACGGUUAAGGAUUUUCUUACAUAUUUGAAUUGUAAAUAUUCUUGAAGAGAUUCAUAGAUAUCUUCAAUAUCAAAGAUAUCACUUAACAAAAGUUAGAUUGCUCUUUGGAAAAUGUUUAAAAGAUAUAACCCAAUGAGAUCGCUAGGUUUGAUAAGUUUUUUUCAUUCUGGAAAACUCCUUCUUUUCAAAUAAAGCAAAAGACAAAUAAUUAAAUUCCUUCAAUCUAUAAUACCUAGGCUGCAAUAUAAGAAUCAGAGUCUCUUUCACUAGAAGAAAUUAAACCAACGCUAAAAAAUCUCUCAUUUAGCAUUAAUAAAGGAGAGUUAUUAGCAGUAGUUGGAAAAGUUGGCUGUGGAAAAACCACAUUACUUUAAAUAUUUCUCAACGAAAUACCACAUUUUAAGGGAUACUAUGAAGUAUAGAAACUAAAUGAAUAAGGUAAUCCCUUAAAAAUUUCUUAUGUUGAGUAAGAACCAUACAUUUUUUCUGGUACAGUGAGAGAAAAUAUUUUGUUUGGCUCUUAAUACGAUAAGCAAUGGUAUGAUCAUGUUGCUAAAAACUGUUGCCUGUUAUAAGACUUUAAUUAAAUGGAUUAAGGAGAUUUAACAGUUAUAGGAGAAAGAGGAGUUAAUCUAAGCGGGGGAUAGAAGGCUAGAAUUUGCUUGGCAAGAGCCGUUUACAGUAAAUCUGAUUUGUACCUUUUAGAUGAUCCUCUGAGUGCUGUUGAUUCAAAAGUCGCAAAAGAAUUAUUUUAUUCUUGUAUUAAAGGUGUUUUAAAAAAUAAGACUGUCAUUUUAGUAACACAUUAAAUUCAUUUCACAAGAGGCUGUGACAGAGUAGUCAUUCUUGAUGAAAGUGGAUCUCUGAGGCGAAUUGGUAAUUUUGAUGAGCUACAUUAAGAUCUUAAGACACUAACAGCAGGUUAACUCAAGUUUGAAAACGUAGCUGUCAGUCAAUCAAUAAACUAAAAAGAAUAUAAUUAGAAUUAAAAAAUAUUAGCAGCAGAAGAUUCUAACAAAAAUUAGCAUUAAUCUAAUGAAUCUAAUCAAAAAGAGUAAAACAGUGAUGAUGAAUAGGAUGAAAUAUAAUUAGAAGAAAAACCAAAAUAAAAUUAAUAAGUAAAACCUGAGAAUGUUAAUGUUACAACUAAAACUUACAUGAAAUAUUUGUCUUUGAUUAACAAAACCUUUUUCUUAUUCCCUUUAUGGCUUUUUAUAUUCUUUGCAUGCGCAGAAUGUGCUUUCACAACUUUUAAUAGAUCUUUAGGAUAUUACAAUGAUACUGCUGAUGAUUCGAAAAAGAAGUUGUUUGGAUUUUGGAUAGGAUUUGCUUUUCUAUACAUGCUUCUCAAUGGUAUAAAAUAUAUGAUUUUAUCUUUUGGUAUUUAAAGAGGAAACAGAAGCCUUCAUAAAAACAUGCUUCUAUCUCUUGUAAGAGCUCCUGCUUUGUUCUUUGACAGAACUUCAAGUGGAAAUUUAAUGAAUAAAUUUUCAAACGACAUGAGUUUACUUGAUAACUUAUUGCCAUUUUGUUCUUGUGAUUCUAUUGAAAUAUUUUCUACCUUUUUAAACUUGAUGAUUACUUGUAUUGUUUUUAAUUACUACACAGUCAUUCCCUCAAUUAUUGAAGGCAUGUUCCUCGUCUUUUUCAUGAUGUACGCUAAAGACAUUAUAGUAAAAGUAAGAUAGCUAGAUCUGUAACAAAAAACUCCUGUUUUUUCCCACUUUAGCUCCACUCUUUAAGGUGUCAUAACUAUCAAAGUUUAUGGAUAAAACAACGCUUUUAUUUAAAAAAUGAAUACUCUAUGCAAUAACAGUUUAAGAGCCAAUAUGACUUUUUGGCUUUCAAGUAGAUUUUUUGGAGGAUAUAUUUAAUCAAUAGCAAUUAUUUGUGCAACAAUCGGAGUUUUUAUUAUAAUUUCUAUCCCAGAUUAAGAUGCAAGCAUAUAAGCCCAGUCAUUAACUUACUUUAUGCUUAUGAUAGAUGCCAUUUAAUGGUGUUUAAGAUAAAUGAUAACAACAGAUUCUGUCAUGAAUUCAUAUGAAAGAACUUCUUUACUUAUCAACUAACCUUCAGAAGCACCCUUAACUACUGAGUUUGAUAAGAGUUUGAGCAAAUAAUAGCAAAAAGCAACACAUUGGCCUUAAAAGGGUUAAAUAGAAUUUAAAAAUGUUAUUAUGAAAUAUUCUAAAGAGCUUAAUCCUGUUUUAAAAGGUUUGAACUUUAAUGUGUCUCAUGGUCAAAAAAUUGGAUGCGUUGGAAGAACUGGAGCUGGAAAGUCCUCAAUUUUACAAGCUCUCUUCAGAUUAACAGAAUCUGAGACAGGCUCAUAAAUCACGGUAGAUGGAGUAGAUAUUUCGAAGUUAGGCUUACAUAAACUUAGAUAAAAUAUAUCGAUUAUUCCCCAAAUACCAUUUGUUUUUGGUGGAACAAUAAGAAGAAAUCUCGAUCCAUUAAAUGAAUAUACUGAUGAACAAAUAUGGGAAGCCUUAAGAUGUGUUGAAUUAGAUAAAUAUAUUCUUUAGAAGUGUAAAGAUGGCAUAAAUACUGAUAUGACUGUCGCUUCAAGUGUUUUUUCUGUUGGGCAAAAGCAAUUGGUUUGCUUAGCCAGAGCUUUACUAAAAUAAAACAAAAUGCUAGUACUAGAUGAGGCAACUGCUAACGUAGACAUGGAAACUGAUAAUUUUAUAUAAAAGACUAUAAGAGAUAAAUUUGAAGACUGUACAGUACUAACAAUAGCUCAUAGAUUAAACACUAUUGCAGAUUAUGAUAAAGUAAUUGUUUUAAGUGAUGGAGUUGUAGCUGAGUAUGAUACUCCUUUCAACUUAUUAGCGAACAGUGACAGUGACUAAGAAAUAACCAAAAACACAAUCUUUGCUUAAAUGGUAAAAAAUACAGGUAAGAAUAACUCUGAAAACAUCUUUUAAAUGGCCAAAACAAAAUAUUUGAAAAAGCAGUUAAAUAAAAAUUGA